AUGUCAAUGUCAUCAACCACCGACGGCGCAUCCGUCAAGGAAUCCAUUGAUGCAUUCUACGCAGGGAAAUUUGUGAUUGUUGCGGAUGGGGCCGACCGCAAGAACGAGUGUGACUUGGUAUUUGCAGCAGACCAGGCAACAACACAGGCCAUGGCAUUCGCCAUUCGUCAAGGUUCCGGGAUUGUGUAUGCAGUUGCCAGUCCAGAUGCAUUACAACGGUUUGGACUGUAUCCUGCCACAAACGUCAAUACAAACCGAUUUGCCAUCGGGGCGUAUGUGUCCACUACCUAUUUGCCUGGAUCGUCCACAGGUUUGUCUGCCGCUGACAGAGCUGCUACAGCACGUGCAUUGUGUAACCAUUCGAAUACGGCAGACUCGUUUUCAAAGCCUGGACACAUGUUUCCAGUCGCGGCACAUACGGACGGUGUCUUGGGUCGUCCCGGCCAUACAGAGGCAGCAUAUGAUCUUUGCCGCAUGAGUGGUCGCAUGCCGGUUGCGUGCUUGACGGAGUUGACCCAAGAAGACGGGUCAAUGUUGCGAUGGCAGGGUGCGAGAGAAUUUGGGAGAACUCAUGGCAUUCCUGUCAUCACUGUCGAGCAAAUCAUUCAGCAUCGACAAGCAUUUCCGCAGUUUCCUAAUGCGCCCAACCCAGACAGCAUUCCCAGCAUUCGUGGAUUGGAUUUGCCGGCGUUUGAUGGAUCUGGGUUGAAGAUUGCAAUUAUCAGCGCGCGCUGGAAUUCGCUUGUCACCCGCAACCUGGUUGUUGGGGCAAAAGAAGCGUUGCAUUCUUGUAACGUGCGUGACAUAUCGAUCGAAUACGUUGCUGGGUCGUAUGAGCUACCAGCAGCUGCACAAGUUCUUCUAGAGUCGCGCAGAUUUGACGGAAUCAUUUGCAUCGGAUGUCUCAUCAAGGGGCAGUCAAUGCAUUUUGAGUAUGUCAGCGAGGCAGUGACACAAGGAAUCAUGCGCCUGAACUUGGACUACAAGGUGCCGGUCGUAUAUGGCAUUCUCUCAGUGUUGACCGAAGAGCAGGCCAAGCAGCGAUCAGGGAUCUCAAGCACACAUAACAGUGGAAAAGAGUGGGGCAUCACAUGCGUGGAGUCUUGCUUGUUGACAAAAAGAUACCUCAAGGCUUCAAGACUAUGA
Symbiodinium pilosum is the source of this 1146-nucleotide messenger RNA. The record is from the annotation of a GenBank genome assembly. Lineage: Eukaryota; Dinophyceae; Suessiales; Symbiodiniaceae.